Molecule: messenger RNA, 2811 nt
Organism: Fukomys damarensis (Damara mole-rat)
Lineage: Eukaryota; Metazoa; Chordata; Mammalia; Rodentia; Bathyergidae
Gene: Map3k21
Product: mitogen-activated protein kinase kinase kinase 21
Exons: 10
Coding region: 34-2298 (754 amino acids)
Biological process (GO): protein phosphorylation
Molecular function (GO): JUN kinase kinase kinase activity; ATP binding
Source: RefSeq, a predicted model, not a curated record
CUGGUCAACUGGGCCGUGCAGAUCGCGCGUGGCAUGCUCUACCUGCACGAAGAGGCAGUGGUGCCCAUCCUACACCGGGACCUCAAGUCCAGCAACAUUUUGUUGCUGGAGAAGAUAGAACAUGAUGACGUCUGCAAUAAGACACUGAAGAUUACAGACUUCGGGCUGGCGAGGGAGUGGCACAGGACCACCAAGAUGAGCGCGGCGGGCACUUACGCGUGGAUGGCCCCUGAGGUCAUCAGGUCGUCUCUGUUCUCCAAGGGGAGCGACAUCUGGAGCUAUGGCGUGCUGCUGUGGGAGCUGCUCACAGGAGAGGUCCCCUACCGAGGCAUUGACGGUCUGGCUGUGGCCUACGGGGUGGCGGUCAACAAGCUCACUCUGCCCAUCCCAUCUACCUGCCCUGAGCCAUUCACCAAGCUUAUGAAAGAGUGCUGGGAGCAAGACCCUCACAUUCGCCCGUCGUUUGCCUCCAUCCUGCAACAGCUGUCUGCUAUUGAGGUGUCUGUGAUGACUGAAAUGCCCCAGGAGUCUUUCCAUUCCAUGCAAGAUGACUGGAAGCUGGAAAUCCAACAAAUGUUCGAUGAGCUGAGAACAAAGGAAAAGGAGCUGCGGUCCCGGGAAGAGGAGCUGAGCCGCGCUGCCCUGCAGCAGAAGUCUCAGGAGGAGCUGCUCCGCCGCAGGGAGCAGCAGCUGGCCCAGCGCGAGAUCGACGUGCUGGAGCGCGAGCUCAACAUCCUCAUCUUCCAGCUCAACCAGGAGGGGCCGCAUGUGAGGAAGAGGAAGGGCAAGUUCCGGAGAAGCCGGCUGAAGCUCAAAGACGCACAUCGUAUCAGCUUGCCUUCAGACUUCCAGCACAAGAUCACCGUGCAGGCCUCCCCCACCUUGGACAGGCGCAGGAGUUGGGACAGCAGGAGCUCCAGCCCGCCCAGCAGCCCCACCAUGCUCCCUCGCCUCCGGGCCAUUCAGUUGACAUCUGACGAAAACAAUAAAACCUGGGGAAGGAACAUGGUCUUUCGGCAAGAAGAUUUCGAAGAUAUAAAAAGGAAUUUCAAGAAAAGAGGCUGUACAUGGGGACCAAGCUCAAUUCAAACGAAAGAAAGCACCGAUGGCAGAGAGAGGGUGAGGCCUCUCUCUGACGGCAACAGUCCUUGGUCAUCUAUCCUCAUAAAAAGCCAGAAGACCACACCUUUGGCUUCCCUCUUUGUAGACCAGCCAGGGUCUGGUGAAGAGCCAAAACACCCUGCUGAUGGAGAAAACAGAAAACCAAAGCAAAUGAAGUUGCCUGGUCAGGCCUACACUGAUCUACCUCUCUGCAAAGAUGAUCAGAGUCAGAACCUGGAGGAGGCUGAGGGCUGGGCAGAGGGACCCACAGGAAGCUCUGCUCUGGGCCCCGCUCGGGGGGUGCCUGUGACCAAUCUCAGUGGACCCCACAGGAAGAAAACGGAGUCUGCCCUGUAUGGGUGUGCAGUGCUGCUGGCGUCGGUGGCCUUGGGACUGGACGUCAGGGGGCUUGGCAGAGCAGAACCUGCGGGAGAGCUGCCACCUGAGGGGGACGUGCGGAUUGAAGCGGGAGUCCUCCAGGGGGCCCCCGGGCCAUCCCCCAUGCCGCUGUCUGCAGGCAGGGACCCCAGCAGCACCACAAGCCUUCUCUCCACGAGGUGCUUGCCACAAACACAUGGGGACAAGCCACCCCUGGGCAGCACCCAGGUUCCUCGUGACACUGAUUUGUGUCCGGCUUGUCCAGAAAGCACCCAGGAGCUGGCCCCGGGGCCAAGACUGGAGACUGAUCGCAGAGUGAUGGAGAGCCUGCCUGCCUCCUGCUCGGGGCAGACACGUGAUGGGAACGUGCCUUAUUAUGGUCCCCCAAAAGACAGAGCCUCACAUCACAGACAGACCUCGUCGGACGGAAAUCCUUUUCUGACUCCACGUGUCCCCGGAGCCUCUGCACUACCACACUCCACCUCACCUGGCUCUCACGGUGCCCUGCUGAGCCAGGUCUCUCCUGACCUGCAUGGGGCUGUCACGGUCCUGCUGCAGCCUGGCACUGUCUCCCUGAGAAGUCCAUCAGAUGUGCCAAGGGCAGUUCCACGCAGGGCACAGUCCCAACCUGCGCGGGCGGCCUGUGGUGGUGGCCUCACAGGGUCAGGCCCCGCCUGUGUCCUGGGUACCCAGGCACCUUCCUCACUGGAUGCCAAUGUUGACGGGCAGAGCAAGGACUGCACAGGGCCUCUGUGCAGGAUGAAAAGCCCAGGUCAGCGGCCGUCCAUCUGUGCCCUGGAGAAGGAGUUUCUGACUUAAAUGCCUUUGCUGUUGAAGCAUUUCUGUUUCAGGUGAACAAACGCAGACACUUUGUGCCUUGAGCUGUGUUCUCUUCUUGUACGUUGAAAAGCUGCCACCCAGUGACUACAUUGGGAACAGACACUAACUCCAGAGGGACGCAUGACUGCUGUCCAGCUUCUAUAUAUCAUGUGCUCUGGGUCCUACCUAGUAAUUUGAAAUACACGGAAGUUUAAACCAAAACAUGUGCCACAGGCAGAACUGUGCUGGGUGAAAUCACCUUAAGCAUUGUCCUUUUUUUUUGCUUCUGUUCAUACAUGUUUUCUGUGCAUAGUGAUUCUGUUCACUGUAGAGGACUGGUACAGGUACAGAACACAUUUCAGUUCCCUUCUUUUAAGUACUGUCUUAAGGGCUUGUUAGUUUUCAUAUCCCCCCAUGAGCACAUAGUGGGGUUCUGAUGACACUUGUCUUUGCUGCCUUCCUUCCUUCCUCCUUUUUUUUUCUUUUUUUGGUACCAGGGAUCAAACUCAGGUC